Mizuhopecten yessoensis (Yesso scallop) is the source of this 3447-nucleotide messenger RNA. Its product is annotated as neuronal acetylcholine receptor subunit alpha-7-like. The coding region runs from base 307 to 1551 and encodes 414 amino acids. The record is from RefSeq and is a predicted model, not a curated record. Gene Ontology annotation, molecular function: transmembrane signaling receptor activity; extracellular ligand-gated monoatomic ion channel activity; neurotransmitter receptor activity. Gene Ontology annotation, cellular component: membrane; neuron projection; synapse. Gene Ontology annotation, biological process: monoatomic ion transmembrane transport; chemical synaptic transmission; signal transduction. Lineage: Eukaryota; Metazoa; Mollusca; Bivalvia; Pectinida; Pectinidae. The transcript has a single exon.
ACCACUUUCUGGGGUCCAUAUAACCACAUAUUUAUCUUAGCUCGAUUUCAAAGAACAAUGAUAGAUAUGCUAUAAACCCAAUCACCGCACACGUCGUGAUCUGCCGUUUCUCAUAACAAUCGUAUUGCGCGGAGGUACACAUAGUUGUUUAAAUUUAUAUGUGUAUAUUAAUGAAAACCCUUUGUAAUAUCUGCCUCAUUUGCAGGUAAUCCCUCCAUCCACGCCAUGCUUGACUUCGAAAGCGGUCUUUUUUGUUGUUCUCUUAUGUAGUAAUUUUUGUUGUAGGGCGCCACCUACCGUAUCACCAUGGCUACCGUACGAGUGACCAUCCUUCUAAUUAUGUUGUACAGUACCAGACAUACGGUACAGGGACGCAACGGGACGAUGGACGACUGGAUUAGGUUGACUAACACGCUGUUUUCUAACUACACUAAGGAGAUAUUCCCUUUGUACAACUUUAGCGAUACAUUGAAUAUAGACACAUCCAUGUUUCCACUGUCCAUGCUCGACUUUGACGAAGUGUCCGGCGUCAUCACAUUAAGUGCUGGAAUGACGCUGAGCUGGAACGACUACCGUUUAAAAUGGACGCCAAGCGACUAUGGAGGAAUUGACUACAUAAACCUGAAUUCCUCGAAAGUCUGGAAACCGAAAGUGUACGUUGUCACUGCGGCUGAUGACCUGCGCCAGUUUGGUAGUGAUGAUUUUGAAAUAUUUAUUUCGUAUACUGGUCUCUUAAACUUCAGUCCAGGGAAGUUACUGCGGUCUACGUGUACAGUGGAUAUGACUAAAUUUCCAGUUGACACCCAGCUAUGCAGCAUUCGGGUAAUUCAAUGGGCAGCAUCACCCCAUACCAAACUCACCUUCGACGAUACGGAAAUGAAUAUGAUGUACUAUAUACCCAAUGGUGAAUGGAACAUUGAUAAAACCUCCGUAUCCUUUUUUAUGGGGUAUGGAUCUCCCUCUGAAACGCUUGAUUUUACUAUUCAUAUGUCUCGCCGAUAUAUCUAUUUUAUAGUUUCAAUGACUAUCCCGAUCCUGUUGUUGUGUUUCCUCAAUCCGUUCGUGUUCCUCCUGCCGGCCACCUCAGGUGAGAGAAUGUCCUUCACAAUCACCAUGUUCCUGUCUCUGGCGGUUUACAUGACGCUUGUAGGAGACAACCUUCCCAAAGUGUCAGAAAACAUGGCUGGGAUGUCGUACUUUCUACUAUUAACAUUAAUCUACAGCAGCACGUUGAUCGUGCUGACUAUAUUUACUCUUAGAUGUGAAGCCGUUGAUGACGUCAGUCAGUUUCCAAAAUGGUUGAGGCGACUUACGCGCUUCUGUUGUAAAUUCAGGGACACUAAAGUAACCAGCAACCCUAAGUCGGACAAGGUGAUGGAGCUGAAAGAGCAAGGAGGAUCGGAGGUCGAAGAGAUUGUUGAUGUUGACCUAGAGUGCUUAUGCAUUAAAAACCAGGACGUGAUGAAAGUCAUUGAUAAUUCCCUUUUCGCCAUUUCCUUCCUAGUUAUUGUUAUAAUGACCCUUUGGUUCCUGUGUACUUAUUAUGCAUAGUACGUUUAAUGACGUCAUGUCAUUAAGUUUUUAGCUAUAGAGAAAAAACGUUUCAGUUGAGAUACCAAUCAAUUUUAAGUGUAUAGCGACAGUGUUGUGGUGCAUUGGUUGUUUGAUUUCUAUGCGACAAAUCAAUAUUUUGGGUGUGUUUUGAUUUCUGCUCAAUCUUAACACAAAGGAAUUAUCUGUUGUGUUUCAUUUGCCAACGAAGUUGACAAAAUUGGCAUUGCCUGUAAUAACAAGUCUGUCACUGAUUGUACACUGUUAACUCAGUAUUGAUCCACCGUAACAGCAGAACGUUUGUGGUGUAUUUCGUUCUAUUAGCAAUAUAGAACAAAUUGAAAAGUACUUGUUUUGUACUGUGAUUACGUGCAAUACAAAUGUUGUUUUCGUAACGAUUUAUUUCGACUAGGUCAUGUCGACGGAGAUUUGACACGUAGACUUGCACAAGCCCCAGUGUUUCCAGUGCUCCUUGUUAAACUUUUACAAGUUGUAGGCAUUUUCACACAAAUUCAAUUUUAAAUACUUGAACUGAAUCUUGCAUUGGCGGAUCAAAUGAUGUCAAUUUGAAAUGCUUUGCAGUAACUUUAAUAGUCUCCACACCAACUUAAUUUCUCGCUAAGAGAAUUGAAACAGGUGACGUUUAGAUUGAAAGUGUGAAGUGAUCGCUUGGCUUCAAUUUGUUAUUCUGCUUACUUUUGUAAAUAAACAACAUUUUAAAUCAAUGAAUGACUAUCAUUAUGUACUAAAUUGGUAUAGAACAACCAGUUAAAUUUAAUGUAUGUGCAUUGUAGUUAAUGGUUUCUAUGACUUAUCGUCCUCUAUUUGUAUAAGAUAUCAGAUAUGAUCUCUGUUUGCAAUACAUGUCCAGCACACACGUAGGCGUACACACACGGAAAUAUUAGCCAGGUGGCAUAGGACUAGUAGUUAACGCCUGGUAAGGCAGCUUCUGCAAAUUUCUCCAAAAAUUGUAUUAAUUUAUGUACACUGUAUAUAUUUUUAUUGCAUUAAUUGUAUAUCCAUAUACCGUGAAGAGCUUUAGAGUGGCUUAUGUUAGCUAAAUAAGGCACUAUAUCAAAUGUUAUAUACUAUUAUUUUCUAAGGCUUGUUUCAUUUGUACUGUCAAUUUCUAUGAGACAGCAGUUAUUUUGUAUGUAUAGAGUUGUAUGUUGUAUAGAUUAUUACAUUAUAUCUGUAUCAAGACAAGUUAUAUUUUAUGAAAGAAGUUAUCGGUUUCUGUAGCUUUAUAAGCUGAUUUGUAUGAAGACAGCGAUUAUACGUAAUGUAUGCAGUAGUAAGUUUCAUUAACGUAUUAGUUUAAACAUAUUCUAUUGACAACAUAUUGACAAAGGGAUUAGUCGGUAAGUUUUUCCGACUUAUCCCUUUGUCAAUAUGUUGUCAAUAAAAUAAAAAAACUUGCACAAGCCCCAGUGUUUCCAGUGCUCCUUGUUAAACUUAUACAAGUUGUAGGCAUUUUCACACAAAUUCAAUUUUAAAUACUUGAACUGAAUCUUGCAUUGGCGGAUCAAAUGAUGUCAAUUUGAAAUGCUUUGCAGUAAAUUAAAUAGUCUCCACACCAACUUAAUUUCUCACUCAGAGAAAGGAAAUAGGUGACGUUUAGAUUGAAAGUGUGAAGUGAUUAUAAGUAAUGUAUGCAGGAAUAAGUUUCAUUAACGUGUUAACCGAUAUUUAUAUACAGACAGUAGUUUUUGUUAAUGUAUCAAGUGAUUUGUUUCUAUUAUUAAUUGCAUUUAUAUUUAAAGACACUAAUUAUAUUUUAUGAAUUCAGCUGUUGGUUUUGAUUGGUUAUUAAAGUGAUAUUCGUAUCAAGUUUAAGUUUAUUGUUUUUCCUCAGAUACAUUAAAAUGUACAACAUGAGGUAUCAGAAUAUAAUAA